Sphaeroforma arctica JP610 is the source of this 1690-nucleotide messenger RNA. RefSeq lists its product as hypothetical. The coding region runs from base 756 to 1271 and encodes 171 amino acids. The transcript has a single exon. Lineage: Eukaryota; Ichthyosporea; Ichthyophonida. The record is from RefSeq and is a predicted model, not a curated record.
UGUAAAGCCAUUGCACAAAAGUCUUUGUGGCAAACUCGGUAAUCUGCAGUAUUCAAACACACAAUAUACUAGCAGGUGUACAGUGCGUCAUAGACAGUCCCGAAAUGCAUACCCGUUUGUCUCACAUGGCUGUAUAUUCGGGUAUACUAUUUUAAUACGACUAUCGUCCUGUUCGAUAACUACAGCACUAGCAAAAGUCACUUAACAUAGUGUGCGGAAAACAGAUCUUUCCUAAAUGACCUUCGCCUUCUGAGGGACCGAGGUUGUUUUCGGCGGGACAGUUUUACAUAACGGCAAUGUCGCGGUGAUAUCCUGUGAUUUUAUACGUGAAUAGGCUAUCCAUAUACACACUACUCGGUUCAGGCCGAAUCACUAGAGCUGACAUUCGAGGGUUUAUUCUCCCCUUCUUUGCUAGUUUAAAACCGUGACCUAUAACAUUGGAUCAAUAACACAUCACGGUAAGGAGUACUUGAAUAGACUUCUCUUUUAUCACAAAAGAUACACUUACUGAGGGUCAACUUCGCCCAUAACACUACAUCGAGUCCACAGUCCCGCACAACGAGCUGAUGCAUGUGUGUAGGUACAAGCAGGAACUACAAGUUGCGUUUGCGGUGAGAGAUCUUUGAUCUAUAUAAGCUGCGAGUGCAUACAGAGUUGCGGUUUGUUGGACACCGCGUUCUGUUCGAUUUCAUGUACGGAUUUCGUACUUUAUAUUUUGUAGACACAUAUAGGAAAUUGUGAAUUUUGCAGGGCAAAUGUUUUCUUGUUGCUUCGGAGGAGGAGCCUCAUCGAACAAUCAGGGCAACAACCGCGAACCCAGGAGGGAUCCUGCUGCUGGUGGCGAGAGUAUAAUCAACGUAUACACCCCAGAGGUUAACCCUGGUGUGCCGGUAUCGGUGCAGCACGCAAAAUUCUUAGCCAUGCUGGACGCGAUGGAAGAAGCUAAUCACCCGCCGCCGGGACCAGACACUUUCAGUAAGCAACAAAUUAUGAAUACACCCAACACAAAUGCAAAUAUGAAUACAGGCAUGGGGGGUAGUCGUAAGGUUGGGAAUGCAUUUAAUAACCAUAGUCAAAGUACCGCGUCUCUGCGGUCAAUCCAAAGGGACGGCAGUAGGGGUUCGAUGUCCCCCAUGGCCCUGAGCGCUUCGAAGACUAGUUUAAAAAGCCAUCAUAAGAACUCGGCGAAGUCGUCGCCGAAGGCAAGUAUAACGCUGACACGACAACCGGAAAGGAAUCACGUUUAUAUAUCUCCAGAGGCCCCAAGUUAGGCCAACCGUCAGCUGACUAUUAAGGUUUAGGGAAGGGGUCGAGCUGCAUGCAGUACUGGCAGAAGAGCUACAUAUUGAAAGGGUUAUUGUCGCGUGGACACGUGUGCGCGUUUGUUGCCAUAUGCAGAUAGAAGCCAGUGAAAUUAGAUUUGCACAAGCGCGUGUAAUAACACUUGUAGAAGUGUACGCACUCAAGUUGAUUGAGUGAAUGGGGCUUGUAGGCUUCGUCUACCUCAUACUUGUCUGAUGUUAACAGAGGGUAUCCAAAGGUUGAGUGGCUCGACUUAAAAAAUGAAAAUAGGGACCGCAAUAUGUUGUACGUAGCUGACAUAAUUUAGUAGGAAACGGCUGUGCGGAAGCUGAAGAUCUAGGAUGUGGAGUUGGGAAGCAAUGAUAACAAAGCAAAUGAAACAGAAGGG